Molecule: messenger RNA, 5572 nt
Organism: Rhipicephalus sanguineus (brown dog tick)
Lineage: Eukaryota; Metazoa; Arthropoda; Arachnida; Ixodida; Ixodidae
Product: solute carrier family 41 member 1
Exons: 12
Coding region: 394-1941 (515 amino acids)
Biological process (GO): monoatomic cation transport
Cellular component (GO): plasma membrane
Molecular function (GO): monoatomic cation transmembrane transporter activity
Source: RefSeq, a predicted model, not a curated record
UUCCAUAUGGCGUAGACAAAUGUCACGCGGCGGCCUCGACCAAAAGCGACACGGUAACAAACACUUGUCGCUCCUCCAGAGAGUGCAUAUGCAGCAGCUGCCGACGUCGAAGUCUCGCUGCGCACGGUAGUGUGUUCGUCCGCACGUUUUCGUAGUGACGGCGCUCCGACACGUUGGUCAAGCGGCGGCCGUGGUGUGCAUCCUUCUCGCGUUCUCUUCGCACAGGAGGGCCUUGAGCUGAGCGAUUUCUUGGCAGCCGGUCUGUCUCCUGCACUUGUUCUCGGUAGCAACCCAAUUCCUGUGCACGCCUAGGACACCUCGCAACAGCAGCGUUACUAACAAUGCCCGUCAAGAUGUGCCGCAGAGUAACGUGCCGAUGCCCUCGCUCUCGCGAUGGGCUCUGUUUCCCCGACCGGCCAUGCGCCGUCGCAUAGCCCGAAAGGACUGAGGCACAGGAUGGUGCCCCGGCUAACAGGCGACAAAGUGGCGAAGGAAAGCCAGCCACUGGAUGACCUGGCCUCGUCGUCUUCGGCCCGCCGCAGCGACGUCGAGUCCGGCGGGGAGGGGGACUGGACGGCCGACGAGGAGGUGAUGGUUGUGGACAAGGAGCCGCUACUGUCCCGGCGGCUAAGCAAGGACGGUGCCAAGAAUGACAGGGCCGGCACUGUUGUGGACGACACCCCCGAGUCCCUCUGGUCAGUGGCCGUACAGGUGUUCGUGCCAUUCCUCAUCGCCGGCUUCGGCACGGUCGGUGCGGGACUGGUACUGGACGUCAUACAGCACUGGAAGGUGUUCCAGAAAGUGUCCGAGCUGUUCAUCCUUGUGCCGGCGCUUCUGGGGCUCAAGGGAAAUCUGGAGAUGACACUAGCCUCGCGUCUCUCAACACAGGCUAACUUGGGAAAGAUGGACACCUCGACUGAGCAGUGGAGGAUGGCCACGGGGAACCUUGCGUUGCUUCAGUGCCAGGCAACAGUGGUGGGCUUUCUUGCCUCACUGUUUGCCAUGGUGAUGGGCUGGAUACCCGAGGGAGUGUUCAACUGGCGGCACGCGCUGCUGCUGUGCGCCAGCAGCCUGCUGACGGCCAGCGUGGCCAGCCUGGCACUGGGCCUGGUCAUGAUCGGCGUGGUGAUCGGUUCGCGCAAGUGCCACGUGAACCCGGACAAUGUGGCCACGCCCAUCGCAGCCUCCCUCGGUGACCUCACCACCCUGGCACUGCUUGCCUUGGUUGCCAGCUUCCUCUACUCCUGCCUCGAGGUGCACCAGACGUGGUUGGUGGUUGUGGUGUUGGUGGCGGUGGCAUUGCUGCUUCCCCUGUGGGGCAUGCUGGCGUGUGCCAACCCUCACACCCAGGAGGUGCUCUACACCGGGUGGACGCCUGUCAUCUCUGCAAUGGUCAUCUCCAGUGUGGGAGGAUGCAUUCUGGACUUUGCUGUCUCCCGCUUCCAUGGCAUUGCUGUCUUCCAGCCUGUCAUAAACGGCGUGGGCGGCAACCUUGUGGCAGUGCAGGCCAGCCGCAUAUCCACCUUUCUGCACCAGAGGGCGACGCUGGGGUUCCUGCCUGCCUCGGACCCGUCCGUCUGCCUGAACCCCUUCUCGGCCUUCUUUGGCAAAAGUGUGCACGCACGCACUGCUCGUGUGCUGCUGCUGAUGGUGGUUCCGGGACAUCUGGUGUUCACGUACGGCAUCCGGCUGCUCAAGGCUGGCCACACGUCGGUCACUCCCAUCUUCCUCAUGGUCUACCUCACCGCUGCCGUGCUGCAGGUGCUGCUUCUGCUCUACGUGGCCCACGUGAUGGUGCACUGGAUGUGGAGCCGGGCGGUGGAUCCCGACAACUCGGCCAUCCCCUACCUGACCGCCCUGGGCGACCUGGCGGGCACGGCCCUGCUGGCACUGUCCUUCCUCCUGCUGGACGCCAUCGGAGACGGAGAUGCGUUACCUUAGCUACUAACAUGAUCUUUAAGACGAACUCAGACAUGUGCUUGGAGUGGAGGAGUGCGCAUUUGUGAAAACAUUUUACCACGUGGUCUUUUGAUGCAUCUCUUUUUAACUGCAUUCUGCCAUAACAAUGUGCUUUCUUAUACUAUGAACAUUUCAAAGGCUGUGUUUGGUCAUCAGCUGUAACACUGCGGUGCUGAAGUGUUGGUACUUGAGGACAAUUUAUUUGCCGUUUUAUUCUGACAUUGUUGAUUCUUUAUCGGCAUACAAAUGUGUUUAAACUAACUUAUUGUAGCUUGUGCUGCGGCGAUUGUAUGCACCUGUUGAUAUUUUGUGCACUACUUCUGUAUCUAUGUAUGCACCUUACCUGUUUGUUCAAGAACUUUUGGUCGUGUGAAUCGUCGGAAAGCGAGCAACGGCUGCAUCACGUUGUCAAACUAUGAAACAAUGGGUUCUGCGUGCAAUUUGUUUAUUUGUGUCAGUCUGUCAUUUUGAACGUGAUAACCUCUGAUUUGUUUUAACCCAGUUUUUAAAAAAAUUUGUUGCAUGGCAUUAGUUCACCUAUUGAGGCUUUGUGUUUGGGACGAGUGACCCUGACUCGAGGGGCUUGCUGUUUUUGUGUAGAUUUAUUCCGAGUGGAAACUUUUCAAACUCUAGACUGGGGUUUGCAGUUGUAUGCGUUCGGCUUCUGAUCUGUUUGCUGUGCUGUAGUGUUUCAGUGGCGUCUUCUGUGCCUUCGGUAGACCACCACCCACUUUGAACCGUCAAGAAUAUGCACUGCAGCCGCAUUUUAACAGUGCGAAUAUGUGUUGCCUGUAUGUAUAGAAAUAUGUACAGAAAAGCAAAUUACGGUAAUUCAGUUAGCGUACAGCAAUGAUGGCCAUGCAGGACGUGCUAAAAGCAAAUUAAACGGAAUGAAGCCCCUCAAAGUUGGUAAUUAAAGUGAAAAGACAGCAAAACUUGCGAGGUCAAGGUGUGGCCUUAUAUGUACAGGUGUAUUAACCUCUUGAUGUCUUCUGUUCAGUUUUAAAUGUGAAGGUUACAGUGCAGUCAGUGGGACCUUCCCUCUUUUGCCUUCACCCUUCGAAAACCAAAAUCAUAAAUUUUAUUACUAUUACUGCUACUACUACUACUGUGUUCUAUCCGCAAAUGAGAACUAUAACUCUGCUUCUUUCAAUGGGCACAAGUGUAACUACUUCAGAUGCGUGCUGUUUCUUUGCUGGGAAGAGAAAUGCUCCACUGACAAUUAUGCACCAUUACAUUAUACACCUCACAGUGAUUUUCGAAGUCUGCCAUACCGGAUGUCCCACAUAGUGCUUGUCAGAGCUUCCAAGUGAAAGUGUGAUACUGCGUGCACGAAAUCUCAUUCCUGACAAAGGUGGUUUAGUAGAGAAAGCACAGAAUGGGCUGCGGAGCACGCGCUUGCAUGUUGCCAGCGGUUUUAAGCUCUGUACCCGAGCUUACACUAGCAAAUGGUUCAUCGAUUGUCAUUGAAGCAAGAGCGUUGUGUUCGAAUGUCUGUCAGCAUGUCAAAUUAUGGUCAAGAGUCUUGUUCUAUUAGCUGCAGAGGUGUGCGCAAGUUUCUUAUCAGAGCAAGCAGUGUCUAUUGGUUUCAAUUCAUGUUGCUAUCAUGGCACUGUGGUUGAACUAGAGUAAAAAAAAAAUUCAAUUGUCAAAAAAAAAGCUUGGCUGCUUGUAGAGCGAAGUAAAGCUGCAGUGCUUUCCAAAGACCUAUUGUUUAUGCCCAAUGGUACACCCAGGAAAAAUGCCACAUUUUUCUGUGCUCUGUGGUGUUCUAGAUUAGUUCUUUAACUUGUUGAGUUUACAGAUAGGUGGGCUUCUGAAGCUAGACAGACACCCAACAUCUGCAAGCUUGUCUUGAGGUCUGGCUUCCCAAAAUAUGGGCCAUAAAGAUGUCUUUUCUUUAGUCUCUGGUUUUGCAAAAUCCACGUGAAACAAAUGGCCUGCACUUCUCUCCAGUCUAUUUAGCGGGUAAAAGCAGUGGUACCGCCUUGUGGUAGCAAAUCAUUCUGAACCAGAAGUACCAAAAUACAGUGGCAAGGCCUAGUGGCACUUCCAUGUACUCUGUAUAUGUAUACAGUACCACAGUUGCCAGAUACUGCUGAGCUAACCAGCAAAUAAUCAUCCCAAAUGAAACCCGAACAAAACAGUGCAACUUCUGCAAAGAAGUCCGAAAGAAGCAGGAGUUCAAUCAAUUUUCUCAUUCUUGCAGAUAUGUUUUAAUUAUAAUAAAAAUGCCACUCAAAUACAAAUUGAAGGUAAAAAGGUAAAUUAUUUUGUACAGUGUAAACAUGCGCAACUGUGAACGAAAGUACAUAUUCGCCUUCUUAGUCUCCAGGGUAGUCUCCACUCUGCUCAUUGUAUGUUUGCCUGUGCAUAAGUAGCAUUACUUGUUGACUCCCCCAACGUAUGUUUGAUUUCAACACUCAACUACACAAAUUCAUCGACAAACGUGCUGUUAGCGAAUGUGAUGAGCAGUGAAAUAAUUAUAUUUGCAGGAAAGACGCAAAUAAGCCCCCAAAAACACGACAAGCACUGGAAAAUUCUACAAGCAACUUGGAGCCCAUAUGCGCUUACUAUUAGUGGAACUGGCAACUCUGGACAGUAGUCUUGCCAAAUUUGCAUGAAUUCCGAGUCAAUCAAUGUGCAUAUCAUUAUGCAAGAUUACUGGAGAGCUGGACAUUCUUAUUUCACUGUGAAAGCAGGCCAUUGCAGUAUAGUACAGUGACAGAUGAUGUUUCCGAGCUUGCUGGCACAGAAAGCUGUCUGUCGUGUGUGGUUCAAGCAAUUGUUUGAUGACUAUCUUCUCCAGAUAGGUUGCUUCUCGCUCGAGAGUGCAGAGUGCUGGCAUUCAUGGACUGUGAACACUUAUUUCAAGAUAGUAGGGUAAUGGAUACCUAUUUUUGUAUGCUUUCACAGCUUGUGUCUUAGCCAAGCCAUAUUCUUAGCCGUAUAGUACUACUGUGGGCAUUGUCUAGUUCUGGGAUUGGCUGUGUCCGAGGCUUCCCAAGUGUUCGGGGAGCCAAUGCAUUAGCCGACAUUGUAGUUUUCUUGUAUGUACUUGUGUCAAGCAGCAAGGCCUUUGACGAACAAGCGCUUUGGCAAAGUAGUGACCUGAUGCCGUUUUUUUUUCCCCUUUUUUUUUGUUGAGCCAGUGACAUGCAAUGCCCUUUAAAAUAACCCUCUCAAUCUGGUAUGAUAAACUAUUGCUUCAAAUUACUUUUUUUGGGGGGGGGGGUUUACGUUUUGCGAGUAAAACAGUCGAGCUUUAGUGUGAAAGUAUUACACAGCACCACUUAAAGCCUCUCAAGCAUAUUGUCAAUUUGCUAAGCCUUGGUUUUGCGUUUGCAGUACUGGAAAACCCUUUUAUUACAAGAGGAGUAUUUGUCUUCAUCUUAAUCAGCCCCAGAGCUUUGUGGUGUGGAAGUCAAAUUAGUAGCAUUGAUUUGGAGGAACAUAAGUGCAUCCAUCUUUAAACACCUUUUUGUCUUCAUCGCUAAAUAAAAUGAAACAUGCACGUUGCCAUGACUGAAGCUGACAGCAGCGCGAGCUAGGAUUGGCAGCCUUGUUUCAUGCAUUGAAAGGUCGACAGUGAAUAAACACUUUUCGUAAUGUG